UCAACUUCUUUCUCUUUGAAAUCUCUCUAGAACUCUGAAGAAAAGCUUUUUUUUUUUCUUCUUCUUCUUCUUCUUCUUCUUCUUCUUCUUUUCGUAAUGAAUUUUUUCUUUGAGGAUAGAGCGAUGGAUUUCCAUAGUCUAACAAGGAGACAGCUACAAUCUCUUUGUAAGAAGAAUAAAAUUCCAGCCAAUAUGACUAACGUCGCCAUGGCCGAUGCACUUUCUUCUCUAACUACUGUUGAGGGGAUUGAAGACAUUGGAAAAUCUAUGCCCGAGACACCACUCACCACCAGGAAAACCACCACUGCAAGAAAACCAGUUAAACGUGAAACUGAUUUGGUCGAAACUUCUAAUAGUGUUGCUAGACAUAAUCGUGCACCUUUAGCAGGAAAGCCAUCUGGAUCACAGAUUAUUAUACCCAGUACUCCAGCAACAAGAAGUUGUAGGAAAAAGGUUACUGGAGCUUUGGUUUCUCGUAAAAGUGUGUGCAAGAUUGAGGAAGAUAGUGAUGUGGGGAAGGAAGUUCCUGUGGUUGAUAAUGUGUAUAGUACGAGGCGAUCGACCAGAUUGCAGCAGAAAUCUGGAGUUAAAGUUUCUGUGUGUGACCAGAAGGUAGGAGGAGGAAGAAAUGAUGCUAUUAAAAUUGAAAUGUUGUCUGAAGAAGAAAAUGAUGGGGACACAAAGUCUGAAGUAACUAGUGAUGUUCAACAGGAAAAUGAUGUUGUUAAGAUUGAAAUGGUGUCCGUAGAAGAAGAUGAAUCAAAGCCUGAAGUUACUAGUGAUGCCCAACAGAAGAACGAUGCUGUUAAGAUUGAAAUGUUUAUUAAAGAGGAAAAUGAUGAGGCAAUCAAGUCACAGUCUGAAGUAACUAGUGAAAUUCAACAGACAAAUGAGGGAAUUAAGGUCGAGGUUUUGAAAGAAGAACAAGAUGAUGUUGAUUCUGGAAAUUUGUCUAAUACUGUGGACUUCGUUACAUCGUUGGUGUUGGAGAAAUCUAGAGAUUUGGAAGAUGGUGAUCAAGAUGCUGCUUCUGAAGGUUCUUCUUCUACUCUGAUCAUGAGAGAGGUCUCUAGGGACAACAUUUCUGAGGUUCUUGAUGGAUGCACUUCUGAAGUUUUUUCUGCUCCCAUGAUAUCUAUAGAUGAAUCAACAGACAUUGCUCUUCAAAAAUCUUCCCCAGUGGAGGAGGAAACUGAACAACCUAAAUACAAAAGCAUGGUAAGUGAAAAUCAACCCAUGGAAAUCAAUGAGGUUGUAGACUGUAAGGGCGCUCAGGAUUUGGAAUUGAAGUUCAUAGAUGAGAAUGAAGAGGACUGUAAGCUCACAUCUGAGGUUGAGCUUUACGAUGUCAAGGGCAACGAAGUUUGCACUUCUGAAGUUUCUUCUGCUCCUAUUAUGUCUUUAGAGGAGUCCAUGGACAUUGCUGAUGUUCUUAGUAAAUUUUCUCUAAUGGCUGAAAAUUUUAUAGACAAAAAUGAAGAUAAAAACAUAGAAAGCGAAAAUCAAUCCGUAGAAACUUAUGGAGUUGAAACAGGGGUCACUAAUGAUUUGGAAUUGAUGUGCACACACGUGGAUGGGAAUAGUGGUGUCAGGUUUACUGAAGUUGAAGCAAUAUAUGCAGAUGGAUCUUCUUCAAUGGUGGUGAAGACUGAAAGGUUGGGAAAUAUAAAUGAGGUUGUUGUUGGAGUGAAGGCCGCUCUUGAUUUGGAAUCGAAGUUCACAGAUAACAGUGAGCCUAGUGAUGUAAAAUUCACUGAAGUUGAAGACACUGAUGUAUCUUCUCCAGUGGUGGAGAUAACUGAAAAUUUGGAAUCGAGGUGCACACACGAGGAUGAGAAUAGUGGUGUCAGGUUUACUGAAGUCGAAGCAAUAUAUGCGCCUAGUGAUGUAAAAUUCACUGAAAUGGAAGAUAUACACACUGAUGUAUCUUCUCCAAUGGUGGAGAUAACUGAAAAUUUGGUAGACUCAAUGGUGUUUGAAGUUAAGCCCGCUUCUGAUUUGAAUUUGAAGUACGCAGACGAGGACGAGUUUGGUGAUUUCAAGGUGACUAAAGUGGAUCCGUUCUAUGCUGACGAAUGUUCUCCAAUGGUGGAGGAAGCUGAAAAUUUGGAAGACUCAAGUGUGGUUGCUGAAGUUGAGGCUGCUCCUGAUUUGGACUCGAAGUUUGUAGAUGAGGACGAGCUUAGUGAUGUCAAUGUCUCUGGCGUCAAAGCAAACUAUGCCGACGUUUCUUCUCCAAUGGUAGAGGAAACUGAUAAUUUGGACAACUCAAAUGCGGCCACUCCUGAUCUGGAAUUGAAGUUAGGAGAUGAGAAUGAGCUUUGUGAUAUCAAGGUUUCUGAAGUCAAAGCAACACAUUCUGACGAAUCUUCUUUAAUGGUGGAGAAAGCUGAAAAGUUGGAAGACUCAAAUGUGGUGGUUGAAAUUAAGCCCGCUGAUGAUUUGGAAUUGAAGUUCAUAGAUGAGGAUGAGCUUAGUAAUGUCAAGCUCGCUGAAGCUGAAGCAAUCUAUGCUGAUGAAUCUUCUCCAAUGAUGGAACAAACUGAAAAUUUGGAGAGCUCAAAUGUCGAGAAGGAGAAGAGUAAGCGCAUAUUUGAGGCCUCUAAAGCUGAAGAAUUUGAAUCCAUGAAAGACUCGAUUAAGGAAGUCAUGAGUAGUCUGGAAGAUAAAGAAUGUAAUUUAGAGGCUCAGCAAGAGGAUAUAGUUUUAACUGAGGUUGAAGCUGCCAUCAAUGAUGGAUCAGAAAUUCAGAUGGUAGGUCUGGAAAAAUCUGAUUCAAUUUCAGAUGAUCUUGAAAUGGCAGCUAUUUUUGAUGAUGAUUGGUUGUCUGAUGAUGAAACAUCUUCUUAUGAGUCUGAAGAUGAUUUUGAUACCAAGGCACCUAAUUCUGAUAUUAUGGAGGAGAUGGAGGAUACUGAGUCAGAUGCUGAAGAGGAGAUCUUAGCUGCUGCCGAGGAGAAUGAGGACUGUUCCGGGGUUGACAUUUCAAAUGCUGUUGAGGAGUACUCCAUCUCUCCAUCAGUCAAUGAUCCAACUGUGAACGAGACUGUAAUGUCUGUUGCAACUCCUACCAAAACUAUUGCUUUAGAGAAUGUGGUACGAGGAACGACACCCUUGAAAUCAUCUACCAAGAAGAAUGCUGCUACUACUCCCAGAAGUUUUAUCAUUUUCAAUGAAAGCAAGGAGAUCAAUGAAAGCGGCAAACUCGGUGCAAGAAGUACUUCUAAGGUGGCAGAUAAAAUAGUACCUACAGAGAAGGAGAACACAGGUGAAAGCACUGCUCAAAGAAAAUUGAAGGCUACAAGUGUAAGACAACUAAAAAAGAUGAUCAAACAACUCACUCUCAAGGACAAUAAGAAUACCAUUGUCGAGGAGCAGGUGCAUUUGGGGAAAAAGCCUGCACUACAAUACAAUAAAAAAACCACUGUCAAGGAGCAGGUGAAGGUGGGGAAGAGGGCUGCACUACAACAAUUGACCGAUAACUGUUUGGCGGAUGAGAAACAAAAGUGAAUUGUUCUCUACAUAGUACUGUUUGAUUGGGAUCUAUCUAUGAAAAAAAAAGUGUGGGAAGUGAAUAUGUGAAGAGUUUUUUUUUUUUUUGGUUGAUGAGGUUCAUAUAUUGUUAACCUCAUUUUUCAGCAGUGUUUUCUUUUUUGUGCAGUUGUCUGUUUGGCCUUAUAAUGACGAACAAAGGAGUCAAUGAACAAUUGAUUUAAGGUUUUACUUUUGCAA
Papaver somniferum (opium poppy) is the source of this 3732-nucleotide messenger RNA. Its product is annotated as golgin subfamily A member 4-like. NCBI's taxonomy places the organism in Eukaryota, Viridiplantae, Streptophyta, Magnoliopsida, Ranunculales, Papaveraceae. The transcript has 5 exons. Bases 97 to 3510 code for a protein of 1137 amino acids. The record is from RefSeq and is a predicted model, not a curated record.